Molecule: messenger RNA, 696 nt
Organism: Lucilia cuprina (Australian sheep blowfly)
Lineage: Eukaryota; Metazoa; Arthropoda; Insecta; Diptera; Calliphoridae
Gene: Sf3b6
Product: splicing factor 3B subunit 6
Exons: 3
Coding region: 210-575 (121 amino acids)
Cellular component (GO): ribonucleoprotein complex; cytoplasm; nucleus
Molecular function (GO): mRNA binding
Source: RefSeq, a predicted model, not a curated record
ACAAAAGGACAAAGGACCUUUAAACGGCAUUAUAGUGUAAACAAAGAAAUAAAUUUACCACUACAGCAGCGUAGAAUUGAAGUGAAUCAGUCUUCGAACGGCAAAGCAAGAAAUAAGACACGCUUUAUUGAGGAGAAGGCUCGGACGCAGAGUAGUUGCCCAUUGAGGUAUAACAUCAGCAAGACAAGCGGCGAAUUUGCAAUUUCAUUAUGAAUAAACGCAACAAUAUACGUUUACCUCCUGAGGUCAAUCGCCUUUUGUAUGUACGUAAUUUACCCUACAAAAUUACAUCUGAAGAAAUGUACGAUAUAUUUGGAAAAUUUGGAGCCAUACGACAAAUAAGAGUUGGCAAUACACCUGAGACCCGUGGUACUGCUUUUGUUGUCUAUGAGGAUAUAUUUGAUGCAAAAAAUGCAUGUGACCACUUGUCUGGCUUCAAUGUUUGUAAUCGUUAUCUGGUGGUCUUGUAUUAUCAAUCGAAUAAGGCCUUUAAACGUUUAGAUGUGGACAAGAAACAGGAGGAGUUGAAUAACAUCAAAACUAAAUACAAUCUUAAAACACCGGAACAACCUUAAAAACUUUUCAUACGUUUCUAAGACUAUUUCUUUUCUGAGUUUAUUAUUUUUUUGUCUUAUAAAGUUGUUUCGAUUUUAUACUUUUGCAAACGUUUUUUUUUUGCAAAUUAUCUUAAAAUUA